AUGGGUGAUGAUCAAGCUCUCGUCGCCAGUUGGCUUCAUGAAGAAUCAACAUGGCAGCAACAAUUUCGAGGUUGGGAUUUUUCGCAACUAACCUCCAGUGGACGAAUAUCAUUUAACAUGUCCGAAGAACAAUUAGGUUGGGAUUAUACAAAGAUUAUUUGUCAAACAGCUGCACAAUUUGCAGAUUCAGACGAUGAGAAUAAGAGCAAUGAAAUUUAUUUGCUUGAUUUGGGAACAGGUGGUGGUGAAUAUUUAGAAGGAACACUAGCAAGACUUCCAAGCAACGAGAAAAAGUUGAUAGUAUACGCAACAGAAUCAUAUGAACCGAAUUUUCAAUUAGCUAAGCAACGUUUAACACCUUACGGUGUGACUGUUAUUCAAAGUGAAUCGGAUAGUCUGAAUAGUUUGCUACCAUUUACAGACGAUGGACCGAAAUUUGACUUGAUAAUCUCUCGUCACACAUGUUACAAUAUUCGCGAAGUUGAUCGUCUCCUUAAAUUCAAAACUGGAAUCUUUAUAACGCAACAAGUCGAUGGAACAUCUGGACAAGAUUUAAUUGAACUAUUUGGCCAUCAGCCACAAUGGCCAUUUUUUACUCUUGCUUAUGCUUCUCUAACACUGAAAAAUCAAGCACCAUCCAUGAAAUUGAUUAGAGCACAAGAGUCAGAAACAAAGUUAGUGUUUAAAGAUAUUGGUGCAUUGAUCAUUUAUUUGCAUGCUGUACCGUGGAUGGUAGAAGAUUUUAGUGUACAAAAAUAUCAAGAUGUUCUAUUGAAAUUAUAUCAUAAUGAACAAAAAGAACUGGCAUUUACUAGUAAAUAUAUGUUGUUAAAGGCAAUUAAACUAGCGGACAAAUGA
This is a messenger RNA of Rotaria sordida, 858 nucleotides long. The record is from the annotation of a GenBank genome assembly. Lineage: Eukaryota; Metazoa; Rotifera; Eurotatoria; Philodinida; Philodinidae.